CGAAAAGCGUAAUUCAAUAACUCGAAAGGCAAUACGCCGCCUUUGAAUCCUGCAACGCGACGCGCCCCUUCCCGCCAUUUGCACCCAAUUCCCGCCAUCUCGCGCAUCACUUCACAGCUAUAUCUGUACUGGUCGUUCCACAGCCAAAGCACCUUCUGAUUUUUUCUUCUUUUCGUUUGAUUCGUUUCAACUGCACCCUGUACCAACCUGCACAAGAUGCCGACGUUCAUCGGCCGCCGCUCAUCUCAGUCAUCGGAUCCCGCUGCCGAGACCGGUAGCACCGCCGCCACUCCUCGGAAAAGCAGAUUGAGAUCCAACUCAGAUGAUUCGAUUGGAUCUCCGGCGCGUAAAUCGCCGCGGCAGUGCUGUAAAGGCAGUCCUAAAAGCCAGCUGAAUGUUAAUGAUUUUCUGAGAAGUUCCUGGAAAAACCAUCUUGGGACCCAAGAGGCAAGUGCUAAUCUUUACAGAAUGAGAUAUGUGGAGCAGUUGAGAGCUGUCAAAGAGGCACUCCAUUUGUCAACUGCUCCAAAUACUGUCAUCUGUCGUGAAGAUGAGCAUAAUAGGAUCCUAGAUUUCUGCAAGAAAUGCAUCAAGGAAGAGAAAGCUGGGAGUUUGUAUAUGUGUGGAUGUCCUGGGACUGGGAAGUCAUUGUCGAUGGAAAAAGUAAAAGACAUUCUUCUGAAUUGGGCAAAUGAGUGUUUUCCUUCCCCUGGGAAGCAGGAUGGUGUACAGACUCCAGACAUAGUAUCAAUCAAUUGUACUUCUCUGACAAAUCCAAGUGAAAUUUUCAGCAAGAUUAUUGGGCAAAAUCGUGUGAAGAAGAAAGAUAAUCGCGCUACACUAUCAUUGCAGCUUCUUCACAACCUCUAUUCACAGGAGCAGACACCUGGCUCGAAGAUGAUAUUGAUUAUAGCCGAUGAAUUGGAUUAUCUGAUCACCAGAGACCGAGCUGUGCUUCACGAUCUUUUCAUGCUAACAACUAUGCCAUUUUCCAAGUGUAUUGUUCUAGGGAUCGCUAAUGCUAUUGACUUAGCUGACAGGUUUAUUCCGAAACUGCAGUCCUUAAACUGCAAGCCUACAGUCAUAACAUUUCGAGCCUACUCCAAGGAUCAGAUCAUCAGUAUUCUCAAAGAAAGACUGAGGGCACUUCCUUAUGCAGUAUUCCAGCCUCAAGCACUGGAACUCUGUGCUAGGAAAGUUGCCGCUGCAUCUGGAGAUAUGCGAAAGGCUCUCUCUGUUUGCAGCACCGUUCAUGCUUCUUUCCGCAAUGGUUUGCCAUAUCAAGAAAAUCCAACUUGUUGCUUCAGGAGUGCAAUUGAAAUUCUAGAAGCUGAAACAAGAGAAGCUAACAAUGACUGCAUACCAUCAUCGUUAGACAGUGUCAGAGAUCAACAGCCUGCAGCCAAUGCAACAUUGAUUGACCAAGUAAACAAUGUGGUGAGGAUAGAUCAUGUUGCUGCUGCAUUAUCAAAGACAUUUUCAUCGCCUGUAGUAGACACCAUUCAGUCUCUCCCCCAACAUCAACAGAUGAUACUUUGCUCGGCUGUGAAGCUUUUCCGUAAAGGAAAGAAGGAUACAACCAUCAGUGAGUUGAACAAAUCCUACGUGGAUGUAUGCAAAUCAACUUUAAUCCCUCCUGUUAGCAUCUCGGAACUUUCAAGUAUGUGCCGGGUGCUAGAUGACCAGGGAAUUCUCAAACUAGGACAAUCGCGAGAUGGUAAAAUAACAAGAGUGUCAUUAAAGGUAGAUGGAGCAGACAUUGUUUUUGCUCUACAGGCAAUUCGCUUCUUCCGAAACUGUCUGCAGUAAUUUUCUGGUGGACAAAAUUGAUGAUAAUAAGUUUGUAAUCAUGUAAAUGCAUUUUGAUAUAUUUCAACAGGGUUUAGUUCCAAGUUAUUUUUUUUUGUUUUUGUUUUUUUUUUUU
Molecule: messenger RNA, 1924 nt
Organism: Striga asiatica
Lineage: Eukaryota; Viridiplantae; Streptophyta; Magnoliopsida; Lamiales; Orobanchaceae
Source: the annotation of a GenBank genome assembly